Messenger RNA from Telopea speciosissima, 1321 nucleotides. Its product is annotated as R3H domain-containing protein 1. The coding region runs from base 115 to 1179 and encodes 354 amino acids. The transcript has 4 exons. NCBI's taxonomy places the organism in Eukaryota, Viridiplantae, Streptophyta, Magnoliopsida, Proteales, Proteaceae. Gene Ontology annotation, molecular function: nucleic acid binding. The record is from RefSeq and is a predicted model, not a curated record.
AUCCUAACGUGACGGGAGGAGAAGAGAAGAGGAAGAGGCACACGCGAAAGAAGCUCUUGUUGGAGAGAGACAAAGCAGAAAGCUAAAAGCUCCUUCUUCUCCUUCUCACCCAAUAUGGAAUCUCCUUCCCUAACGCAGGACAACUCCAACAACCAGAACGAGGGGAAUGUAUCCGGGGCUCCUCAGGUGGAUGCCUUCUUGAUGGAGGCUCUUCAGAAUCCUCGCCACCGUCUUACCGUUCUGCGAAUGGAGUUGGACAUCCAGAGGUGUAUGCAAAACCCUGAUCAACUACAGUUUGAGUUCCAUCAUUUCCCAACUUCCUACCUGAGGCUUGCAGCACAUCGUAUUGCUCAAUACUAUGGUUUGCAAUCAAUGGUGUUGGACAAUGUUGUGGAUGGGUUAGGAACAAGAAUAGUGGUCAGAAAAACAUCUGAAAGCAGAUAUCCUACAGUCUGUCUAUCUGAAGUUCCUCCGAAACAGUCAGAAAAUGAUAAACCUGAAAAGGUUAAGAUUGCUGUCAGGCCAAGGCCAAAUAAAGCAUCCCAAAAUGAUGUGAGUGAACUGGGAGUUGAACGCAGUCCUGUGAGAACUGUUGAAGAGAGAAAAGAGGAAUAUGACAGAGCACGGGCCCGUAUUUUCAGUAACCCUAGCAGUUCCGACUCAGAAGGUGCAUCUUCUGCCUCAAGUGAGGGAAGAAGUUUGUGUUCAACUAAGGAUGAGGGUGAAGGUUCCAGGAGUGUUAAUAAUGAAACUGCAAAGGCCCCUAGCGCUCGAGAUAGUGGUUCUAGAGUUGCCAUCUUCAGAGACAUGGAGAAGGAUCGUUCUGAUCCUGAUUAUGACCGAAGCUAUGAGAGGUAUGUUAGGGGCCUCACAUGUAAUCAGGGCUUUAGUUUGGGACAUUUCAACAUUCAGGGCUUUCAGCCUUCAUUCAUGCAAUAUGAAUCCGGUUUUCCUCACUUGCCACGGACUCAAACAUCCUCCAGCUAUGGGCCUUCAAGUCCAGUUAUGAACCCUUUUUGUGCCAUGGGAUUGAAUAAGAUUCCUGGAGAUGGUGUCUAUAUGCAGUGGCCAAAUCCUGCAAUGAUUUAUGCAGAAUCUUAUGAGCAACUUAGGCAUGCUUGUUUCCAGGCUGCAUUCUAUCCGCAACCCUUGAGCUUUGAUUAUUCACAAAACCAUUAGAAGACCGGGUGGGGGGGGAGAGGGAAUGUCUUUAACAAUUUACAUGUGAUUAUUUUCCUUUCUAGGUCGUGUUAUAAUUAUUGUUGAAGAAUUGUUUUGUUAUAUUUCAAUAUUAAUUUCAAUCUUAGUUUGACUAUUUGUA